AUGCAAUCUGUUCAGUAUAGUUACGAGGAUUUCGCCGAGAUGCCCAGCUCCUUGUUCCGCUUGAUGGGCUACGACAUGCUGGAAACCACCAGGACGCGCCUUCAAAGGAUAAUGAUGCAACUCUAUCGAGUUCUUUGCCUCGGCAGUCACUGUGUCUGCUUGGGAUUCAUGUUUUUCCGGCUGUUUGAGAUGAAAACUAUCGACAGCGUUUCCUUGGUUAUGCGCUACGCCACUUUGGUAACGUAUGUAGUUAACUCGGACACAAAAUACGGAACCGUUCUGCAGAGAGCUGCCAUCCAGAGUCUAAACAACAAGUUGGCCGACCUGUAUCCAAAGACCACACUGGAUAGGAUCUAUUACCGCGUCAAUGAUCACUUCUGGUCACGAACCUUGUUGUACCUCAUCAGGUUCUACGUAGGAUCUUCUAUUAUGGUAGUCGUUGGUCCGAUGCUUACAUCCAUUUGGGUUUACUUUUUUCAUGAAAAAUUUACCUAUAUGCAUUGCUAUCCCUACUUUAUAUUCAAUCCCGAGAAACAUUCAGUAUGGAUCUACGUUGGCAUCUAUGCUCUAGAGUGGCUGCACAGCACCCAGAUGGUUAUAUCCAAUAUCGCCACAGAUAUGUGGCUGAUUUACUUUCAAGUGCAGAUAUGCAUGCACCUUAGGGCCAUGAUAAAAUCCAUAGAGGACUACCAGCCUAGAUGGGAAAACGAUGUCGCUGAUCGUCACUUUUUGUCGAAGAUAGUGGACAAGCACCACUAUCUGGUGAACCUACAAACAGACCUGAAUUCAAUAUUUGGUAGCUCCCUACUCCUAAGCCUUCUCAGCACAGCCUCGGUUCUCUGUACGGUUUCGGUAUACACUCUGAUACAAGGACUUAACUUGGAGGGCGUUACCUAUGUGAUUUUUAUUGGCACCUCUGUGGUCCAGAUGUACCUGGUUUGUUAUCAUGGACAGCAGGUUCUCGACUUGAGCGCAUAUAUAAGCCACGCUGUUUACAACCACAAUUUCCACAACGCAUCCUUGUCCUAUAAGAAAUUCCUUCUUAUAAUCAUUAUUCGAUCCCAAAAACCGGUGGAGUUGAACGCCAUGGGUUACUUGCCUAUCUCGCUGGACACUUUUAAGCAGCUGAUGAGCGUUAUUUAUCGAGCCAUCACCAUGUUGCGACAGAUGAUUCAGUAG
This is a messenger RNA of Drosophila bipectinata, 1179 nucleotides long. RefSeq names its product Odorant receptor 85f (gene Or85f). Gene Ontology annotation, cellular component: plasma membrane. Gene Ontology annotation, molecular function: olfactory receptor activity; odorant binding. Gene Ontology annotation, biological process: sensory perception of smell; detection of chemical stimulus involved in sensory perception of smell. Lineage: Eukaryota; Metazoa; Arthropoda; Insecta; Diptera; Drosophilidae. The record is from RefSeq and is a predicted model, not a curated record.